Molecule: messenger RNA, 829 nt
Organism: Trichomonas vaginalis G3
Lineage: Eukaryota; Parabasalia; Trichomonadida; Trichomonadidae
Exons: 1
Source: RefSeq, a predicted model, not a curated record
AUGCCCCCAUAUAGAAUGGAUAGAAAGUCUGCUAGAAUAAAAGCAGAGUUGCAAGGAUAUGGUUGGAGAGUUUCGAAGAAGUUUAAAUAUAGGAAGGGAAGACCCAUAAAAGUCUAUGACAAAUUGUCUGGUCUUCGCUACGAAAUGGAUUUGGAAACAGCACGUGCCAAUUAUCCAAACAGACUAGAGAGGUUAGAAGAAGAACGUCUUAUGGACAUGCCUUUCGAUGUUAGUGAACCUCAAGUUGAAGGACACGACGGCUUUGCCAGAUUCUACUGGAAACAUGACGAACAAUUGCAUCCUUUGAGAAGGAAAAAAGGUAGUGCAGAGGAUGGUCAUGCUCCCAUGGAAAGAACAAGAUAUGCAUAUGAAAAGUAUCGUGAAGUUAGAAGUCAAAUUACAUCUGGUCGAACCUUUACAGUAAACUUUGACGAAGGAAAGAACAAAGAAGGCUUCAUGGGUGUACUUGCUGCAAUUCAAGACGGAAAUAAGAAAGGACACAAUCUCAGAUUGACCAUAACAGAUUUGGAUGGUCACAUUUACUAUGCACAUGGCAAUGAACAAACAGCCGCAAAACUUCUUGACGCUUUCAAGACUACAAAGAGAGAACAAAUGGUUGACUCCGACUCAGACAUUUUGAAUGCAAUUGAAGGAAUUGCAAGUGUCAAUUUCGAAUGGUACCAACCUAACCCUCAAGCAGUCAGACAACAUGCUGGAUACUUCCCGUUCAUAAAUAAGUCUGACAUUGACUUGACAAGGUAUGGAAUUUACAAUUCAAUUGAAACAAUUGUCAACGAACCUUGCAUUCUUACAUGUCUCAGGAACUCUG